Messenger RNA from Suncus etruscus (white-toothed pygmy shrew), 1474 nucleotides. RefSeq names its product ORAI calcium release-activated calcium modulator 3 (gene ORAI3). The transcript is spliced from 2 exons. Gene Ontology annotation, cellular component: membrane. Gene Ontology annotation, biological process: store-operated calcium entry. Gene Ontology annotation, molecular function: store-operated calcium channel activity. Bases 162 to 1052 code for a protein of 296 amino acids. Lineage: Eukaryota; Metazoa; Chordata; Mammalia; Eulipotyphla; Soricidae. The record is from RefSeq and is a predicted model, not a curated record.
GGCUCUUUGGCUCUUCCUGCUCCGCCCGGGCCGCACCCGCAUCCUCGCUGGGCCCGCCGGGGAAUGGGGCAUUCCCUGAUCCGGCCCGGGCCCACCUGGGGCUCCCGGGUCAACUCGCCACCCCCGUGAUCGCCCGUCCGUCCUGCGCUGCAGCCCUCAGGAUGAAGAGCGGCGAGGGGGAGGUGGGCGAGCAGGCCCCCCUCAACCCAGAGGCCGAGAGUCCUGCGGGCUCGGCCACUUACAGGGACUUCGUGCAUCGCGGCUACCUGGACCUCAUGGGGGCCAGUCAGCACUCGCUGCGGGCGCUCAGCUGGCGCCGCCUCUACCUCAGCCGGGCCAAGCUCAAGGCCUCCAGCCGCACCUCCGCCUUGCUGUCGGGCUUCGCCAUGGUGGCCAUGGUGGAGGUCCAGCUGGAAAACAACUAUGAAUACCCACCCGGUCUGCUGGUAGCCUUUAGUGCCUGUACAACUGUGCUCGUGGCUGUGCACCUCUUUGCACUCAUGGUUUCCACAUGUCUGCUGCCCCACAUUGAAGCCGUUAGCAACAUCCACAACCUCAACUCUGUCCACCAGUCUCCACAUCAGAGACUCCAUCGCUAUGUGGAGCUGGCCUGGGGCUUCUCCACUGCCUUGGGCACCUUCCUCUUCCUGGCUGAAGUUGUGCUAGUUGGCUGGGUCAAGUUUGUGCCUAUUGGGGCCCCAUUAGGCACACCAGCCCCUGUGGUGCCUACCUCCCAGGUGCCUGGGACUCUGCCACCAUUGACCACGUCCUUUAGCUCAUCUUCUAAGCCAUCCCCUCCUCCCGUGGCCCCAUCUGAACCUUCUGUGUUCUGUCCACCCCGGCAAGAGUGUAGUGUUGGUGGUGGUGGUGAGGACCAUGGGCCAGGUUGGCAAGCAGCCAUGGCCUCCACAGCAAUCAUGGUACCAGUGGGGCUCGUGUUUGUGGCCUUUGCCUUGCAUUUCUAUCGCUCCUUGGUGGCACACAAGACAGACCGCCAUAAGCAGGAGCUAGAAGAGCUGAGUCGGCUGCAGGGGGAGCUGCAGGCUGUAUGAGGCUGGUGCAAACACUGCCACACUCUGAGCUUGGCCCUUAGCUUCAGGCCUACUGACACCAGUUCCUGCACCUGCUUAGAGCUACAUGAAGUAGCCAUUCUCAGGUAGAGAUAGAUUCCUGUUCCGGGUCUUUCCCGGGGCAUCUCCCACAAGAAGAGAGAUUUUUCUCCUUGAGUUUUGUCAGUUCUACUGUGACUCAGCUGAGAGGAGCAAGGAAGGCAUGAAGUUCAUGAGGUUGGUUUUGUUUUUGUAUAUUUGGCCAUACCAGGUGAUGCUCAAGCGUUACUCCUAGCUCUGCAUUAAGGAAUUACUCCUGGCAGUGCUUGGGAGACCAUGUGGGAUGCCAGGAUUUUGGACCUGUGUUGACUAUGUGCAAGGCAAAUGUCCUAUACCCUAUUUAUUUCUCGGAUCCCCAAUUUUUG